CUGGUUUUAGAGAUUCUCGUUUCUCUAAUCUUAAAGGGACGCUGAAAACCUCAAGAAAGGCAUCGUUUGUUCCUGUAAUAGCAUCCCAGAGCUCUCCUGUAAAUUAUGUCCCGGACGCAAAAUUUUACAAGGUGGAAGCGAUUCUCAGCAAGUUUCUUCGGCUUUGCUGAAAAUGGGCAUUCGUGGUGUUACGGUUUCUGAUGUAUGAGGGUUUGGGGCUCAAGGGGGCUCAACAGAGAGACAUGGUGGUGGAGGCUGUGAUUGAUCAGAUAAUUGAGGAGGCAAGGACGGGAGAGAUUGGUGAUGGCAAGAUAUUCUUGGUGCCUGUCUCUGAUGUCAUUAGAGUUUGCACAGGCGAGCAUGGAGGGAAAGCUGAGAGGAUGGUCGGAGGACAAUCUGACGUGUCCACUGCUGCAUAACCAGAUUUGCAUUGUCAGCAAAGUUAGCUGCAGCUUACUCCAAUUGAAGUGUCAAAGCUGCAGCUGCCCUUAAUUUGUCGAAGCUUAUGACAGUGUUAGUUGUCUAGCAUGUAUUAUCUCCUGCGAAUUAAAAUAAAGAUGAACCAUCAAUCACAUUGCUUUCUAUCUCAUCAUAAUGUGAAGCUGUUACUGGCUACUUAGCUGUUAUAUUUUGCUUAGCUGUUAUUCUUUUGUGCCACCUAUCUUGCCCAUCCACUCCUAUAAAAGCCAUCCUGAUAUCGUUAAGGACUUGCAGGGUUAUACCAUUACAGAAAGACCGUCUCAGUUUCCAUUGCAUCCUCCUUGACAACAGAGGCCACUAACAAACAAAUUAGCUUGAAGCUUCUAGUAGACACAAAUGCCCAGAGAGUUGUAUUUGCUGAAGGAGGAAAAGACUUAAUGGAUUUUCUAUUUAACUUAUCACACUUGCCUGUUGGCAUUGUGAUGAGGGUUCUUGCUAGCCAGAGUGUGGAGGGCUGCCUUGCAAACAUCUGCAAGAGCAUUGAAGAUUAUAAUGACAAGAUCAUGCAUCCAUCAUGAAACAAGUGUGACUUGGUGAAGCCAAAGGUUGAGAUCAUUAACACAACUGAUCCUCAAGAAUUGUUAGAUAUUCAGACUACAUUUUCUUAUGCAUUUUCCAAGUCCUACAGUUGCCGUUCGAUGUUUCAGGCCAUGCGAAUUGCCUCACCCCCUAUAUUAGUUGAGCCAUCCAAGAAAUCUCUCUCGAAUGAUGGUGGUUAUGUGAGCGGCGAGCUGAUAUACAUGGUCAUGGAUGACCUGUCUGUGAGGCCUAAUUCAGCUGUUUUUGUUAUUACCAUGCUUAACCGACUUGAAAUAAAGAAUAUCGUUACUGUUAAAACUAGGGGGGUUUGUUUAGGCACAAACGAGGUAUGGCGUCAAUCCU
Messenger RNA from Rubroshorea leprosula, 1362 nucleotides. NCBI's taxonomy places the organism in Eukaryota, Viridiplantae, Streptophyta, Magnoliopsida, Malvales, Dipterocarpaceae. The record is from the annotation of a GenBank genome assembly.